GUGCUGAAGAUUUCUGUGUCGCAUGUCAGACACUCCAGAGAUGACUGAACCCCUCUGCUAUAUGAGCAUUAUCAGGAGACUUUGCUUUUGAAUGAAAAUCUUUCCUAUUGUUACGCCUUUAUUAAAAUGCAGAGUUUGGAGAACACAGACUUCAAGCAGAUGAUCCCAUUUACAAUGACAGAACAGUGAUGACAACUGUUGGUGAACAAGAUUCGAGAAAAAGGAACCUGGACGGUAGGGGAGAGGUUCUUAGAUGACAUUCAGCUCUGGAGCGUUCCUCUUCACCUUCUUUUGUGACAGCCUUUUGUUCUUUGUUAUCUACUGUUAUGCCAAAUUUGCACAAGCUGCAUGGAUUAAGAAGAUCAACAGCUUAAUUGUUUUCAAGUAUACAAGCUUGCAUUGCUUUAAUAAAGAAAAUCUUUUGGAAAUAUCACCACCAGAGUUUAAAAAAUCCAAAUGAGAGAACAAUCACAUAAAUACUAGUGAUGGCAGCUAAACAUCACCUCGGAGCUGAGAGCAGGAAGGACUCGGUACCUUGCUGCAAAUGUGGAUGACUGAAUCUUGACCCUGUCCUUUUAACUGUAAUGAAUUGUUUAUUUAGUUGUCGUAUAUUAUCAUGAUUAUUAUAUCAAUAUCGUUAUCCUGGAAGGAAUAAACUCUGUGAAGAAGUCUUUCAAAGCUGAAAUGAAACCAUUGUGUAAGAAAGUUGAACAGUUUGAAGAAAGAAUACGAAGAAAAGAAAGUAAACCAUACACGGUUUCCUUUUAUGAAAAUUAGGAGUCUGUGACAUAGCUGCCUCUGUUUUCUUCUAGAGAUUUUACACAAUGCUGGGAGAUGGAAUAUAUUCACUGUUGGAUUGUUUCUUCCUGCCUUUUUCUUUGUACUGGAUUUCAAGUACUAUUUUGAUUGCCUUCACCCACUAGGAAAAGGAAAUUAAAUAUUUCUUUCAAUUGUUGAACUUCAAAAAUAGUGAUACACAGUUACAAUAAUAACAGCAGUAAUGCUUCAAACUGUGUUGUGGUUCUAAACUGCUUCUCUCGAUAAACAAUCCAUUGACAGCAGAUUUGCAAAAAAUGAUUCUACAUAUGGUCAACAUUAAUAGAGAGGAUCUAUUAGAUUGCUUCCAGAAGUUUAUUGUGUAUUAAGGUGUCUGAACAGCUUCAAUUUAAAGGAUUGGGAGGAAUCCCUGCAAAGGAAGAUUCAUGGAAAUGAUGCAUGUGAAUAAUUUCCCCUUCAGGAGGCAUUCAUGGAUAUGAUGCUGCCUGGCCUGCUGAGUUCCUCCAGCAUCAUCAUCUUUUUCAUUCAGGUUAGGCAGUUUCUGUGGAGAGAGAAACCAUUAAAAUUCCAGUUUUGACGUGGAUAAUGGCACAUCAUCAGGUCGGAGUCCCCUAGAUCCAAUGACGAGUCCUGGCUCAGGACUCAUUCUACAGGCCAACUUUGUACAUAGUCAACGGCGGGAGUCCUUCCUGUACCGGUCUGAUAGUGACUAUGACCUCUCUCCAAAGUCUAUGUCAAGGAACUCCUCCAUUGCGAGUGAUAUUCAUGGAGAUGACCUAAUAGUGACUCCUUUUGCGCAGGUGCUAGCAAGUCUGCGCACUGUAAGGAACAACUUUGCUACACUAACCAACUUGCAAGAUCGAGCAUCCAGCAGCAAGCGCUCACCAAUGUGUAACCAACCACCCAUGAAUAAGCCAAGUUUCACAGAGGAGGCCUACCAAAAACUUGCAACAGAGACCCUGGAGGAGCUUGACUGGUGCUUGGACCAGCUGGAGACCCUGCAGACCAGGAAUUCUGUCAGUGAAAUGGCCUCCAACAAGUUCAAGAGGAUGCUCAAUCGUGAGCUUACUCACCUCUCUGAGAUGAGCCGCUCGGGCAAUCAGGUCUCUGAGUACAUAUCCAGUACAUUUUUAGAUAAACAGCAUGAAGUUGAAAUUCCAUCACAAGCACAGAAAGAAGAAAAGAAAAAGAGACCUAUGUCACAGAUCAGUGGCGUGAAGAAACUCAUGCACAGCUCAAGCUUAACAAAUUCUAGCAUUACUAGGUUUGGAGUCAAAACUGACCAGGAAGAUCUUUUGGCAAAGGAAUUGGAAGAAAUUAAUAAAUGGGACUUUAACGUCUUUAAGGUUGCAGAGUAUUCCGGAAGCAGACCUUUAACAGUUGUCAUGUACACGAUUUUUCAGGAGCGGGAAUUAUUAAAAACAUUCAAAAUUCCACCAGACACUUUAAUUACCUACUUGAUGACCCUGGAAGACCAUUACCAUGCAGAUGUAGCUUUUCACAAUAACAUUCAUGCAGCCGAUGUUGCUCAGUCCACUCAUGUUUUACUAUCAACACCUGCAUUGGAGGCUGUCUUUACUGAUCUGGAGAUCCUUACUGCAAUAUUUGCAAGCGCUAUUCAUGAUGUGGAUCACCCAGGGGUUUCAAACCAGUUCCUUAUCAAUACAAAUUCAGAACUUGCCUUGAUGUACAAUGACUCAUCAGUGCUGGAGAACCAUCAUUUGGCAGUUGGCUUUAAACUUCUGCAGGAAGAGAACUGUGAUAUUUUCCAGAACUUGACUAAGAAACAAAGACAGUCACUUCGGAAGAUGGUCAUUGACAUUGUUCUUGCUACAGACAUGUCCAAACACAUGAACUUACUAGCUGACUUGAAAACUAUGGUAGAAACAAAAAAGGUGACCAGCUCUGGAGUACUCCUUCUAGACAACUAUUCAGAUAGAAUACAGGUUCUACAAAAUAUGGUGCACUGUGCAGAUAUAAGCAACCCCACAAAACCUCUUCAGUUGUACCGCCAGUGGACGGAUAGAAUAACAGAAGAAUUCUUUCGCCAAGGAGACCGAGAAAGGGAAAGGGGAAUGGAAAUAAGUCCCAUGUGUGAUGAGCACAAUGCCUCCAUUGAAAAAUCACAAGUGGGUUUCAUUGACUACAUUGUCCAUCCUCUAUGGGAGACGUGGGCUGACCUAGUCCAUCCUGAUGCACAGGACAUGUUAGAUACGCUGGAAGAUAAUAGAGAAUGGUAUCAGAGCACAAUCCCACAGAGUCCUUCACCUGCCCCUGAUGAUGGUGGUGAAGGACGACCAGGACAAGUGGACAAGUUCCAGUUUGAGUUAACACUAGAAGAAGAUGGUGAAUCAGAAACUGAAAAAGACAGUGGUGGUAGCCAGGGGGAAGAUGACAACAGCUGUAGUGACUCCAAGACUCUUUGCACCCAAGACUCCGAAUCAACAGAAAUUCAAUUGGAUGAGCAAGUAGAUGAAGAAGAGGGCCCACCAGAUGCCUCUAGGGAACAGGAGGUAGAGGAAGAAGAAGAGAAGGCUGUAGAUACAUAAUAAUAUUGACGGAGAAGGUAUCUUGGAAGGAUCUUCCAACCACAUGUGUAGCUACAGCUAAUGCCAAUUCCUCAUCCUCAUCGACCAGUACUUUGUCUAUCACAAAGCCAGGAAUCAUCUAGAUGACUCUGUACUCAGGAAUAACAUGUCAGAAUUUCAGUUCCACGUCAUCAUUACAGCAUGGGAAAUCUAUUUAAAAACUGAUCAUUACUACUAUCAGAUUUAUGAAUCCGCAAUAGGAAUGGAUUGCUUUUGGUGGGGAAAAAUUAUUAAACCAAAUGUGGGUUUUGUUUUCACAAAGCUGUAGCUGUUUGAGCUUUUUCCAUUUACAGAUGAAAGUAAAGUAUGGAUAUCCAUUCAUGAGAUUAUGCUGCGGACACUGGUUUCAUCAAAUGCUUCAGCAAUGAAGUUUGAAAUGCACAGUAUUGUAUGAGACUGCAGUUAGAGGAGAUUUGUCACCAAUGGGAAGUUUGAUCAUUUAUGAAAUCACAAGACGUUUUAUAAUUUCAAGUCUUCCUUGAAACCUGACUGUAAAAACUGUACUGCUAUAAGCUGUACUGACCUCUUUUUGUAUCAUAUGUAAUACAGAGAACUUUUUUAGAUUUUACUUUUGUUAAUACAGAUUUAUGGAGGUAUAUUUAAAAAUACUUUGAAUUUUCAUCUGUUAUUGUUAGAUAUACAAGUAACUUGCAAGUUCUCUGUACAGUUCUGUAAUGCUGAGUACAAGUAGUUCUUUACCAUCUUACAUGUUAUGAUUUUAUGAAUUUAAUACCAUUUAAAGCAGUUAUUCUCUGGGAAUAAAAAUGCCACAAGUCCCCAGAUGCUGCAUUUUUCUUUGUUAACGAUUGCAUUAAAAGGCAUUGGAUUCAAGUUAAACCCUUGAUUUAUAUGCUGCCCAGACAGCUUCUGGAAACUCCUAGAAAGCAGACAAUCAACCUUGAUAGGCUGUCUCCAGAGUUGGGCAUAAAAUGCACUGAAUUUCACAACACUCAAAUUUUCUUGCCAAAAUAUGCUCAAGCUGUAGACAGUUUGUAACAGUAAUACAAACAAUGUUACUUUGCAUUAUUACUAAGAUUCCAAUGAAAUAUUUCCAUAUUGUGUAAAGCUGUGUAGACUACUGUAUGGAAGCAUGUAGUCUCCAAAUCAGUACACUUUAGCUUGCAAGUUACUGUACCAAUGCAAAACUUUUUCUUCCCCACCCACCCAACCUCACCAACACACCCUCCCCCCUCCCCACCCAUCCAUAUCAGGAUGUCUUGGGGAGAAUUUAUAGAUGGAACAAACUGUAAAACUUGAAUAGGUCUGGCUGUUAAAGAGCACCUAUUGAAUGAGCUCAUUUUACUCCAUUAUUUAAUUUUGUUGCCAUACCUUUUUUCCCUCACCAGAUGACCUUACUUGUAAUCCAGUCUUGUUUGUCUCUGUUUACAACCAUGUAUUUAUUGAACUGUACAUACUGUAAUGUUCAUUGUAAAUUAUUGAUUCUUAUUAUAACACAAUUCCUAAUGGAGUGGUGUUACUACAUUGGAAUCUCCUUGUGAAAAAAAUGAAUAUACUUAUAUCUGUAAAUUUUCUUCUAUAAUAUUAUGCCAUCUGUAGCUUGGCUAAGGAGAACCUUGAGGAAAUCAACACUUGAUGUAAACGGUUGCAGGCCUUUGGCCCCAGGGUUGUGCCUUAACUUUCUCCAAUAUAUUGUUACUGUCUGCUGCAUUUCAAAGCUUACUAGUCAAGUGACAGUUCGAUGAAAGGGGAGAUUCUUUCCUAUUAAAAACAGAGCCUCCUUUGACACGUAAACUGUAGAUUUCAGCAGCCCUGGCCCAAAGGAAUUGGACACAUUUUUUUUCUUUUUGAAUUAAAUCAUAAUAAAAGGGAUUACAGACAAUUGUUAUCUACAGAGACUCCUGAACAAUUUAUUUUGUUUUGAAUAUGUCCUUAGAGCAGCAACUUGUCUGGAGGUUGCAAAAGAAGAAUCUUUCAAUGUUUUUCCUAAUCUCUUACAGUCUAUGGUAUAGCACUGUAUGUAUAUCAUGCUGAGAAACCUUCAUAAAAUGUUUUUAUAUGCAAUGAUAAAAAUAAAAGCAUGAGUUGAUUCUA
Messenger RNA from Pristis pectinata (smalltooth sawfish), 5417 nucleotides. RefSeq names its product cAMP-specific 3',5'-cyclic phosphodiesterase 4D. Gene Ontology annotation, biological process: signal transduction. Gene Ontology annotation, molecular function: 3',5'-cyclic-AMP phosphodiesterase activity. The coding region runs from base 1398 to 3326 and encodes 642 amino acids. The record is from RefSeq and is a predicted model, not a curated record. The transcript is spliced from 16 exons. Gene Ontology annotation, cellular component: perinuclear region of cytoplasm; nucleus; cytosol. NCBI's taxonomy places the organism in Eukaryota, Metazoa, Chordata, Chondrichthyes, Rhinopristiformes, Pristidae.